AUGUUUGUUAGUUUUGGACUAAAGUUUUUCGUUGUUGGAACAGCCAUUGAUGUUGCAGGAGAGGUAGUGGAGGUCGGAGCUAGAGUCAAAAGUUUCAAAGCUGGGGACAAAGUUGUGGCCAUGCUUAGUUUUGCUCAUGUCGAAGUACCUGCUCCUGCUCCAAGUGAAGAUGAAGUUUUGCUAAAAGUGGAAGCAACUAGCUUAAAUCCAGUUGAUUGGGAAGUUCAGAAAGGCUUGUUGCCCCCUAUUUUCCCUUUCAAAUUUGCUUUUACACCUGCCAUUGAUGUUGCAGGAGAGGUAGUGGAGGUCGGAGCUAGAGUCAAAAGUUUCAAAGCUGGGGACAAAGUUGUGGCCAUGCUUAGUUUUGCUGUUAAGUGUCAUUUCUGGUGUUUUUUUAACAAAAUAUUUGGUCUUAUAUCGAUUAUUCUCUCAAACUCUUCGGCUGUCAUUGUGAUUUGA
Molecule: messenger RNA, 459 nt
Organism: Ilex paraguariensis (yerba mate)
Lineage: Eukaryota; Viridiplantae; Streptophyta; Magnoliopsida; Aquifoliales; Aquifoliaceae
Source: the annotation of a GenBank genome assembly